Salmo salar (Atlantic salmon) is the source of this 1072-nucleotide messenger RNA. RefSeq lists its product as uncharacterized. NCBI's taxonomy places the organism in Eukaryota, Metazoa, Chordata, Actinopteri, Salmoniformes, Salmonidae. The record is from RefSeq and is a predicted model, not a curated record.
CUGACACUGAGAUAAUAAACACAUGCCAUACGGACCUGCAGAACUGCAAUCAAGCGUAGAAGAAAUCAGUCAUGUACCUGUCGUUCACAACAGUUGUUACCCUUCUUGUGGUAUUUACAGGUGCAUUCAGCGCACCGGUUAACCAACCAGUUGGAAUCAGUUGGAAUAACGUGAAAGUUAACGAGUAUUCUUUACAACUGAAUCAACUUGCUAAACGUCUCUUAAUUGAGGAGCUCAGUCAUUUGAAAAGUGUGGAAAGAGUUGUCAAAUGGCCAAGAGUACUGGUGGAAGCCACAGACAAAUGUGAUCCAACAAAUCUAAGAGCAGAUUCAACGCCUUGCCUUAACAAGAUGGUUUCUGCUCUGAAGAACUACAGGAUAGUAUUUGGGAUAAUUAGUCAGUUCAAGAGUAGCUGUGCAAAAGUUGGAGAGAAGGUGAACAAAGUAGUGGAAGAAGUCCUUUUUCAAAUGGGGGAGCCCCGUCCUGAUUCAGAAGAGAAUUGGUCAAAAGUGAACAGCUGGGAAGAGCCAGGACUGUGUCGUGACAAUAUUGAGAAGCUGUUCUCCUUCUCCAUCCUCAUGGCUCGGGUCUUUGCCCCUGGUGAUCCUGCAAAAUACAUAAUGAAUUCAACUAAAUAUAGUAUCUAGAGCUGGGAAACAGGCCACAAUUGAUUCGUCAUCUGUGAUCUGUUUCAGUAUUGGAUAACUUAGUAGUAGAUGGCCAUCUAAAUUCAUUGUAUGAUCAAUUUGGUCAAAAUAGUCAGAAAAGACAAGUAACUGUUAGGGUGUUGUGUGUUAUUACAAUGUUUAUGAAACAUUUCAAACACACGUAUGUAUCUGCCUGUGUUCCACUAUGGAACGGUUGUUUAUAAUUAGGAAUGUAUUUGUAUGUAUCCAUAUUAAUGUAUUAACAUUUUUAUAAAAUGUAGUUGUGAAGUAACUUAACAUAUUUAUUAAAAUAUGUAUUUAUUUAACUUAUUUAAUUUCUGUUAACACAUUUAUCUGCCAAUAUAAUAUUUUUUAAACAAAGUGUAUUUAUAUUCUUGUAUACCGUUCUCCACGUGUCAAAUUGC